UUCCCCUCUAUCCCGUUUAUUCUCGAGCGCAGCCGACCAAAGAAUGAGUAGAGCAACGGGAAAAGCGUAAUCAUGUGGAUUAAUUACCGCUAACCUAAGUAAAAACUGCUUUUUGAAAUUGAAAAUGGACAUAGAUCGGCGGAUUCUCUUUCUCAUAGUUGUGUGCGUGUGUCAGGGGGUGCAGGUGACCGUCCGCGAGGACAAGCGCUACGCCAUGCUCUUCCAGUCGGUGGUCCUCCAGUGCCAGUUCCAGACCCCCUCCACCCAGACCCCCGUGGUCCAGUGGUGGUACAAGUCCUACUGCCGCGACCGCACCAAGGACGCCUUCACCUUGCCAGAGAGCCUGGGGGUCCAGGGCUCUGACCUGGGCCUCGUGUCCCACCUGGAGUGCUCCGACAGCGGCCGCACCGUCAGGAUCGUGGCCUCCGGCCAGGGAGCCUCCAUGACCCUAGCCGAGUACUACAAGGGCAGAGACAUCGCCAUCAUCAACAAGGCUGACCUGCGUAUCGGCGAGUUGCAGUGGGGGGACAGCGGCGUGUACUCCUGUCACGUGGUCAUCGCUGACGACCUGGAGGGGAAGAACGAGGCUCAUGUAGAGUUACUGGUGUUAGGUAGCCCAGGUAAAGGUGGGCUGGACGAUCUCCUGCCUGGCUUUGAUGUGGAGAUCAUGCCAGAGUGGGUGUUUGUGGGAUCUGUAGUCCUGGGCAGCAUCCUGUUCCUGUUGUUGGCGGGCAUCUGUUGGUGCCAGUGCUGCCCUCACUCCUGCUGCUGCUACGUUAGCUGCUGCUGCUGCCCUGACACAUGCUGCUGCCCACGCCACCUCUAUGAAGCCGGGAAGAUGGCCAAGAGUAUCCAGCCCCCCCAGAUCGCCGUGUACCCCCCCUACUACAUCCCUGGGGUACCCAGCAUCGUACCCCUCGCCCCCCCGUCCCUGGUCGACCCCAACAUGGUGUCAGUCCCCUCAUUGGACAACAACCUAGCCGGGGUGCGCAGUGGCUAUCGUCUGCAGCCUGGUCAGGGCAGAGACUCUACGAAGGUUCUGUACUACAUAGAGAAGGACCUGGGGCAGGUCCCUUCUGACAGGAUGGCUGCUCUCCAAUCAAGCAGCCUAUCAGAGCUGAGCUCUCUGCAUGAGGCCGGGGAGACGGACUUCAGGCAGACCUAUCGGACGGUCCAGAUGAACGCCCUCCCGCCCAUCACCGACCUCGACGACCAGUCCUUGCUCAUGGCAGCUCCACCCCUACAGUGUCGCAGGCCUGGCAGGCACCAUGGCAACCACACCAAUGAGGAGCGGGACAGCAGGUGGAACCCUCGCUCCGAGCACCUGCAGAGGAAGACCCUGAGCAGCAGGGGGCGCACCGGCUCCCUGGACGAGCUGGAGGAGUUUGCCCGAUCCUACGGGCCCCACGGGCGCCGCGGUGAAACGCACGACCGCGGCUACAACCCCGAGGUCAGAGGGCGUGACCGCUUCCCCCCCUCCUACCCGGACUGCAGCCCCCCGCGGCGUUACCACGACGACCUGGACGACGACUGGCACCGCCGUAGCCCCUCCCCCUUGAUGCAGAAGAGGCGGGGCACCUGGGACAGCGACCGGCCCUCCAGACCGACCCACCGCCAAGGUGACCGUGGCGACGGCUACGAUGACGGCUUCCUCAACAGCCUAUUAGAACGCAAGACGAGGGGCCGGGGCGGGGGGAGGGCGGAGGAGGACAGCGACACGCCUUCCAAGGGGAGUUCCAAGGGAAAGGGCAGCGACUGUUACUAUAGCCGGUCGCCUAGCAACAGACCCGAAGAGGAGGACUCCUUGCCUCCGUACUCGGAGCGGGAGUUUGAGAACGGGAGGUACCGCAAGGGCGAUCCCAGCGCAGAACGCUACCGCACCAUAGACCCGCCUCCCACGGAACGCUACAAGACGGUGGAACCGCCUCCCACGGAACGCUACAAGACGGUGGAACCGCCUCCCACGGAACGCUACAAGACGGUGAAACCGCCUCCCACGGAACGCUACAAGACGGUGGAACCGCCUCCCACGGAACGCUACAAGACGGUGGAACCGAAUCCUCCAGAACGUUACCGGACCACCGAUCCGGCCGCGAGACCGUUCUCCUACACUCGCCCCGCCCAAGGGAACGCCCACACCCUGCAGGGGGGGAGAGAGGAGCGAGACAGGAACAGGAAACUGUCAGAACCACAUAGGUGUCAGAUAAAACAGAUCCACUCAGACAAUGUGAACCACUACCAAACCAUGUCAGGAAAACAGGCCAACACACUGGAUGGACCUUUUUCUAUGUCAUCUUUAUCUCAUCGUGAUUAAUUGAGCUUUACCUGUAAAUGUGUUCAUGUUACUUCAUACAGACUGGAAAUGAUCCAUUGGUGCUUUUUUCAUUUUUCUACGGAUGUCUUAUUUUUUACUAUUUUAUUAUUAUUGUUUCAGUAAAGGAUACAAUAAAAAUAGCCAAUUGUAUGUCCAUUAAUAGAAUAUUGUGGACAUAUUUGCCAAGUUAGUAACUCUGCUCAUGACAAUGCAAAGGGAGCCUUAUGACGUUUCCCUGGAACUCAUUCCCAGACAUCACACUAACAACACAGAGCUGCAAGAUUUCUGUGGAUCAGCUGCCACGCUGCUUCACUGACAACACCAGGCCUAACUAACAGAGCACCUGUGGCAUGAUCGCAGGCAAGACUAAGUCUAACGUGUGGCUCUUGGUCUGUCUCCCUAACAGAGCCCUGCACUCAGCAGAGAUUCUCUCAUAGUGUGACUCAGACAGCGGAGUCCUGAGCCCCCUGGCCCGCCUGUUCUGAACAUUACACGCCACUCGUUUACAGCAGCAUGCAGCCACCUCGGAAAGACUAACCAGCCUUAACGCAGCAGCCAGGAAAACAGGGCUUUAACAUGACACUGCGAGGCCUUGACUGGAGGAAGGAAAAUGCCUGGAUCAAAUAACUAAGGAUGCUGAAAAUCUAAAGGCCUUGCUGGAAUUGAAAAUAUGUUUUGGGUGAGCGUGUGUGUGAUAGUACGAAAAUACAGAAUAUUCAUGAUCCGUGUAUCCAUCUGUCCUUACUGGGUUUUGUACUAAGCGGGUGAAGGCUUACCCUGAUAAACUCUUACACGGGCUCAUCGUUCUCUGAUUUGUGAUGACGCGUUUUAUCUGUUCGUCAAUACAAAAAGCACAAAAAUGUUGAUCCUGCCAUAUGAGGUUUCUCAGGUUCACUUGAUGUGUGAGUGAGUGUAUGUUAAUGCUGUACCUACUUUACAUUGCCUACUGAGCUUGAAUUUGUAUUGCAGAUUGGAAUUGCACUGUGUGUAGCUAUAGCCACUAGUAUUACAUUGUCAGGCUCUCUAGGUGACAUGAUGAGACUAUGGUUUGAUAUUUUGGCAUUCAGCCAUAGCCAGCAUUUGUACUUCACUCAUUUGAUACGGAUGAUUUUGAUAUAAAACACUUACUGCUUGUUUAA
This is a messenger RNA of Osmerus eperlanus (European smelt), 3453 nucleotides long. RefSeq names its product immunoglobulin-like domain containing receptor 2 (gene ildr2b). Bases 125 to 2314 code for a protein of 729 amino acids. Gene Ontology annotation, biological process: pancreas development. The transcript has 10 exons. NCBI's taxonomy places the organism in Eukaryota, Metazoa, Chordata, Actinopteri, Osmeriformes, Osmeridae. The record is from RefSeq and is a predicted model, not a curated record. Gene Ontology annotation, cellular component: membrane.